UAAUAAGAACGAAAUCCAGGGGCAUUUUAUUACAUACAAACUCACGUAGAAAUAACAAGCCUUUUUUCAGUUUCAAUUAAUAGCGAGUGUUGUGUGAUUUAUACGAGCGAGUGAGUGCUAAAACUCGUUAUUUUCUUUCUUUGCUGAACUCGUUCGUUAAAGAAUACACAACAACAACGUGCUUUCACGUUCCCAAUGUGAAGAGAGAAAGAUUAAGAAAGAAAUCAAUUCAACAUGGCCGUGAUGAGUGGUUUCAGGAUUCUAACUUCGAAAUCGAGAUCGCUGACGUCUCUUAACAAAUGGUGGCGGUCGGCGUCGUACUCUUCGACGGCGGUGGCGGCUACUGAGGAACAAGAUCAUAGCAGUGCGUAUUUGAAAGAUUAUGCUGAUUAUAGAAGAUCGCUUUACGGUCAAAUUACUCAUAAAGCUCUUCUUGUUGAUGCUGUUGGUACUCUUGUUAUUCCUUCUCAACCCAUGGCUCAGAUAUAUAGGAAAAUUGGGGAGAAAUAUGGUGUGGAGUAUUCAGAGGAUGAAAUAUUGCAUAGAUACAGAAGAGCUUAUAGUCAGCCUUGGGGUAAAUCUCGUCUCAGAUAUGUUAAUGACGGCAGACCUUUCUGGCAAUACAUAGUUAGUUGUUCUACUGGCUGUUCCGAUUCUCAAUACUUUGAAGAACUUUAUAACUACUAUACAACAGACAAAGCAUGGCACCUAUGCGACCCUAAUGCAGAAGUAGUAUUCAGAACUCUUAGAAAAUCAGGUGUAAAGUUGGCUGUUGUAUCAAAUUUUGACACUCGGUUAAGACCUCUCCUGAAGGCAUUAAACUGUGAUGAUUGGUUUGAUGCUGUAGCAGUAUCGGCUGAGGUUGAAGCAGAGAAACCAAAUCCAACUAUAUUUCUUAAAGCAUGUGAAUUGUUGGGUGUGAAACCUGAGGAUGCUGUUCAUGUUGGGGAUGAUCGUCGAAAUGACGUAUGGGGUGCUAGAGAUGCAGGCUGUGAUGCUUGGCUUUGGGGAAGUGAUGUUCACUCUUUUAAGGAGGUAGCACAGAGGAUUGGGAUCGAUUUCUGAAAAAGCAUCUCUAUGUUAUAAGUUCAAUAAUGUUAUGCAUACAAGAUAUAUAAGUAGUCCUUAGGCUUUAGUUACAAGGAUGUACUGUACAUGUCUGUCUGAAAGAGAUGUGAUGAAACUGUAACUUGUGAAACAGAAAUGAAGGUGAAUGUAGGAGCUUUUAUAUUUCCAUUCA
Molecule: messenger RNA, 1240 nt
Organism: Cicer arietinum (chickpea)
Lineage: Eukaryota; Viridiplantae; Streptophyta; Magnoliopsida; Fabales; Fabaceae
Source: RefSeq, a predicted model, not a curated record